Molecule: messenger RNA, 1794 nt
Organism: Eupeodes corollae
Lineage: Eukaryota; Metazoa; Arthropoda; Insecta; Diptera; Syrphidae
Gene: mTerf5
Product: transcription termination factor 5, mitochondrial
Exons: 4
Coding region: 70-1716 (548 amino acids)
Biological process (GO): termination of mitochondrial transcription; regulation of DNA-templated transcription
Cellular component (GO): mitochondrial matrix
Molecular function (GO): double-stranded DNA binding
Source: RefSeq, a predicted model, not a curated record
GAAAUACGAAUUAACUGUCAGAAUUUUCAACUUCCCUUCCUUGAAAAUAAAAAUGCCUUUGCCUGCCUUAUGAGAAUCAAAAUAAACAUGUUGUGGAGUCGAAGUAUUUUCCUUGCGAAUAAAAAACAAAUAAACGUCCUUACUCGUUUUUUAAGUGCAUCAAAAGUCGACGAAAUACACGUUGUUGAGAAUCGAGUGACUGCCGGCUAUCUUCAACGACUUUUAGGCUCCUCACACAAAUAUUGGAGUGAUGCACUACAAAAGAAUACACAACUUUAUACGGUCAAACGGGAACAGCUAAUUAGUUCAGCUGAAACUCUGAAAUCCCUCAACUUUACCGUCAAUGAUAUUCUUGAUAAACCCAUGAUUCUCUAUCAAAACACAUUAACAUUACAAAACCGCUAUAACGUACUGAACGAAUGUGGCUGUGAAGCGAUUUCGCUUAAACUCCUCUUUAAGUUUGUCACCAUUAUGAAUAGAAACAUCUCCACUCUAAAGAGUCAACUCUUUCUUCCGUUCGAUGUGGACAUUCAGGAAAGACUUCGCACUCGAUUCACAGAUAUCGACGUUCAUAUUGAAACUAAAUACAGCGAAGAAAUAACACUCAAACUCCUGCGAGAAAAAAUACUAAACCAAUAUCUAAAGCAGCGCCUAGAUAUGACGGAAAAGGAUUUGGAAAAAUUGUGGCGAGUUUACACCCGAGUACGACACAGAAGCUUUAGUUCAGUUCAGCAAAUGAUUCAAAUUCUGCUUGAUGAUUUGAAUUUCCCCAAAGAACGUAUAGCUAAAAAUGCAUUUGUUCUAUAUGGUGAUCCAGAAAACGUACGAAAGAUGAUUCGAAUGAUUCAGACCAUUGAUGAUCAGGAUUUUCGUACGAUCUUAUUCAAGACCCCAAAGAUCCUAAUGUCAUCAGCAGAAGGUCUAGUCAAAACUAUAAACCACAUUAAGUCAUUUGGCAUACACGAAAAUGCCAUUGUAAAGUGUCUGGAAAUACUCACUCUGAGCCCGGACACAGUUCUAGAUAGACUUAAGGAUCUGCAUGAUAUAGAGGAAUUUCAAGUUCUUCGAACAAAUCCAAGGAUACUUAGAUUAGUGCAUUAUCAGAACAAAGCUCGCAUGAGGCUCGAUUAUUUGAAUCAACUUAAAGUGAGAUGUGCCUCUUUGCAUGUCCUAUCGUGUAGUUCAGAUGCAUUUGUAAAAUUUGCUCGUGAAGGAUCUGACCGCACCAAGGGAAGAGAUGUAGUAGUUUUUCUGUCAAAUAUACUGAAGCAAAAUGAGAGUGAUAUAAGGUCAAUUUUGACUCGUCAUCCCAACUGGUGCCAUGUACCAGUUGUCCAAGUUAAGCAAUGUUAUGAUUAUCUUUUGACGAAACACUUCACCAAUCAAGAUAUCUAUUCUAAUUUAUAUCUUCUUUUAUAUCCAAUCAAUAGAAUAGGGGAAAAAAUGACGAUGCUCUUCACUGCGGAAAAUCUGGAAGAUAUAAAAUUGGACCAGAAAAUCACAGAAAUCAACCGAUCGAAGAUACUAUCCCUUGUUUUGUAUUUAAUCGAGAGUGAUUAUCAUUUUACAGGCGAUGGCAUCUGGACCGAGCAACAUAGUUUGCAAGUAGAAAAUUUCCAUAACCUGCUGCCUGAUUUUCCCGAGAGCAAUAAAGUUAAUCGUUAUGGAGUCAAGCCCUCGAUAAAUAAAACUAGUAAAAUAUCAGGGGUUGUGUAAAUAGUUGGAAAUAUCAAUUAUUAUUUGUAAUGGAUUGAGAAUAAAGAAAUUGUGCAUAAUAUUGAGCACGUUCCUGUA